Messenger RNA from Linnemannia hyalina, 660 nucleotides. The record is from the annotation of a GenBank genome assembly. NCBI's taxonomy places the organism in Eukaryota, Fungi, Mortierellomycota, Mortierellomycetes, Mortierellales, Mortierellaceae.
AUGGCAUAUAACGAGAAUAACAUGAACUGUGUCGAGCGUGUCCAAGAGUACAUGGCCUUCCCUCAAGAAGCCCCCUCGAUUGUUGAAUUGACGAUUGAUGGAGCUGAUAUCUUGAAGAUUGGGGUUCAUGAUCUACGGUCGAAUUUGACGAUUAUGUCGCAGGAUCCGGUCUUGUUUAUCGGCACUGUCUGGGCGAAUUUGGAUCCGUUCGAGGAGCAUGAUGACGCUGCUCUUUGGGCUGCGCUUAAGCGCGUCCAUCUCGUCUCCGACAUCACCACUCCCGACCCCUCCUCCAAUAGCGCCACCUCCAUCAACGCCAACUCCGCCUGGGCACUCCUCAAGAACUCCAAGAUCAAUAUCAUGGACGAAGCCACGGCCUCGGUUGACCACGCCACCGACGCCAAGAUCCAGGCGACGAUCCGUGAGAGUUGUUAUGACGCGACUCUGUUGACGAUUUCACAUCGGCUGAGGACGAUUAUUGAUUUCAAUCGUGUGAUUGUGAUGGAUCAUGGGAGAAUUGUCAAGUUGGAUACGCCGGAAAGGUUGAUCAGGGAGGAGGGUGGGGUUUUUAGGACGAUGUGUCAGCGGUCUGGGGAGUUUGAGCUGUUGUUGUUGUUGUUGGCGAAUACUGCUGCUGCUGCCAAGCGACCCAGGGCCUAG